Messenger RNA from Bufo gargarizans (Asiatic toad), 9118 nucleotides. RefSeq names its product transforming acidic coiled-coil containing protein 2 (gene TACC2). Gene Ontology annotation, biological process: cell population proliferation; mitotic spindle organization; cerebral cortex development. The transcript has 24 exons. Gene Ontology annotation, cellular component: cytoplasm. Lineage: Eukaryota; Metazoa; Chordata; Amphibia; Anura; Bufonidae. The coding region runs from base 443 to 8503 and encodes 2686 amino acids. The record is from RefSeq and is a predicted model, not a curated record.
ACAAGGGGGCACAGCGGGCGAACGGAGCGGCGCAUAGGAAACUUAAAGCUCGCUACAUGUGACCUGCUCAGGAGAGAGGAUCAGCAUUCAGUGCCAGCAGGGACAGGAGAGACAGAGAAGUCUCCAUAAGAGCUGAAGUAAGUGAGGCAGACGGGCAGAGCACUGACACAGACUUCAGGACAAGGGCAGAGAUUAUCAGGUGAUUUACAGUGCAAAGAAGACUGGUCGGAUCCCUGGAAAUGUGAGAGGGAGGAAGAUGAAACGUCAUUAACUCUGCGUGUACAGUCAAGAAGUGUAUGUCACGGGACACGGCUGCAGACACAACACCCUGGAUGGGAACUCGUCAGUAAGCAAGGAAUUGAAAAUCUUAAAGCAAAAACAGCUGGACUUCAGGAAAACUAUUGUAGGUUCUGGCUCAUGACAUUACACCAAAGAGUCCGCUAUGGGUAAUGACAACAGCCACAGUAAAGAAGACCCUCAGCAAAAACCCACAACCAGUCCAAGUCAUGCCAACACACAGCCACCUUCUGAGGAGGUCCAGGAGGAAUUCCUUCCAUCUCUCGAGGCCAGUCCCGUGCUUUUUCCUCAGUGGGAUCCAAAAAGUUACCAAGGAGGACAACGAGAGGGAGAAGAACAGAAAGAAGAAAAAACAUUUCCAUCAUUAUUUUCUGAAAACCCGAAUGCCACUGCAACAAAUUCAAGGAGUGGAGACGUUACAGCGCAGCGUAGUGCCUGGGAGGAAGGACAGCUGCUUCCUGCUCUUCCGCAGACUGAUCUUUAUAUAGAGGGACUGGAAUAUAAGGAAUCUGGGCAGAGCGCGCAGCCUGGCACCAUCAGCAACCUCACCAGUGAAGAAGAUUCUGGGGAUGAAGAAUACUCUGCAGCAGAAGAUAUUGGACUGAUUGGGAUACUCAGAGAAUGGGGACAGCACGUAUUGCCAGAAAAUAUAUCUAAGAUCCAGGAAGAAGAGAAAAGCAUCCUACCAGAGAUGCCUCAAGCAGACCCAUCUUCUAAAGCAAUGUCAGUGAUCACUAGUGGAUUUAACGUUCAAGCAAGUGAAGAUUUAUUGGGAAUGCAAGAUACAGAACCAGAAUUUGGUAUAUCUUCCAUAACUAACUUUAAGAGCAAUGAUGCUGCAAUACAAAGUGACUGCAAUCUCGGAAAUCCAAGUGUUCUUCCUCUGACUUCCACACCACAGCUGAUUCCAGCAGCUAAAGAAUUAUUCUCUAAAAAUGCAACACUAUCUCAGCCAGCGGGAAUGCUCCAAGAACCAGAUGACAUUUGUAACCAAACAAAGGAAGUUUGCAAGGAUAGUAAUACUGAUCAGGUAGAACAGAAAGGAUCAUACAACAGUAGAACUUUAACUACAGAUCAUGGCAAUAGCCAGACUUGGGGGCAGAGCCAUUUAAUCCUGCCUGUUACAACAGAUGGGAGCUCAGACAACCAUAAAGAUAAACUCCCCAUACCACAUAGUCUUGAAAAAGAGAGCUGUCUCCACAUCGGAGAAUCCUCUAAAGCUGAGAGCCUUGAACCCAAUCUGGUGGUGUCAGAGCUCAAUAAUCUUGUUACAUCAUUGUUUAAUCAACAGUCCCUGCUUGAGGUGACAGGACCAGAAAGUCUUCAUGCACAGAUGGGUAAGAUUACAGCCUAUCACAAUUCUCCUGUCGAUGUACCUGAUAGACUAAAGGCAGAAAAAAAAGAAUGCCUUGAUACUGAAAGACAUGUAAAAGAGACAACUUCAGCAGAAAACAUUCAGCCUACAAAUGCAAACACUGAAAUUAGUGAGGAGUAUGGCUUACAAAAAAAGUCCACAAGAGAUGAUGAAAAAUUUACUACUAAAGACAUGAUAAACCGUAACGUACAAAAAAAGGGUUUAAAAAAUAGACCCAAAACAAAAAAUGCACCAGUUCACAUGACCAAGGGUCUAAAUGAAGAUGUAAAUCAUCUUACUGUGGAAACCACAGCAAGUCUUGUAGAUACAUCUCUGGACCUUGCACAAAUGACUGCUUCAAGUGAUCUAAUUCAAGUAGUUAAUCAGACUAGUGCUGAAACAGGAAAAGAUAUUACAUUUCUGGGCUCUGUGAACAAUUUACUCUUAGAAGAUGUGUCAACUUUUUGCCUAAAUACCACAGAACUACAUCUGGCAGCACCAAAUCCUGAUAUAAAGGAAGAUAUAGCAAACGGUUUACCCAUAUGUAGCAAACACCAGUCACUCACUUCACCUUCCAUUGGUGAGGAUGGACUAACUUCUAUAAGGCACACUGAAGUGACAUCCCAGCAAAACAUCGACCUUAGUCCACUGGGCCUUACUGGGAAUGAGUUCACAACAUUGCAACUUGGCAUGGACAUAGAGAAAGUGACAACAGGAGAGACGGGUGAUGUCAAUGAUUUGCAGAGGAGCACUCAGGAGGAUGUUGGAGCUGAUGGACAAAGUUCACUCACUCCCAAGCAAAAGGCUUUAAAAACUGAUGCUAAAAAUAGUUAUUUACCUAUUUCCGCAUGUCCUGUUAUUACAGGACACUCCCCAGACACACAGGUUUUGCCAACAUUGUCUCCACUGGAUCCUAUUUUCUUUAUCCAUAGUCGUGACAAUAAGAGGGACUACAAGGAUGGAUCACAUCCAAAGGAAGAAAAUUCCCUUAUUGAAAAUUCUGAGACAUUUUCAGUUCAAACCAAGGUGAAUACCAGCCAAAACCAAAGUGAAAAAAAUAUGUGCUUAAAUACUAUGCAUCAAAACCAAAUUCCUGAUACUAAUGCAAAGCUACAAUCAUCUGACCUGUCUGAUGUGGAAAACCUGAACCGCAAGCCAGAUUGUACCAUAGGGGAGUCAUCCAAAGUUCAGCUAAAGCAGAAUAUAUCUGCCUCAACUCCAGAAGAGUUUAAAAUAGUAGACCUCAGCCCAAACCUGGAAAGCAGGUCUACAAAGGAGAAGGAGGAUCUUUUGAUCACAUUGAGUCAGCAAGAAAUAGCGUUCUUAGAGAACACACCCUACCUUGACAAGGUUCUGUGUCAUGGCAAAGUCCUGGAGGAGAAGGCACAUGAAUCUUUAUCAUUAACAUCAGAGCUUUCAGAAUACAUAUCAGAUUCUACAGCCAUGGGUGAUGUAACAGACAAAACCAUCUCUACAACUUGUAAAGACACUGGCACUGAAGAUACUUUGGGACUCCAGGAGGACAAUAUUUUACUUUACAGUCAACCAGAUGAAGGCUUAAUUCCAGAAGAGAAACAGUCACUGAAAUUAUUAACAAAAGGUCAGUGUCAUGAAGAUGAAAAUGCUAAUGAAGGAAUUCCUACUACUCAGGCUCAACUUGAGGUUUCUCCAGAUGCUUGUACACAGCUUCACAUGAUAGAUGAUAAAUCAAGCCAACUUGAAACAGCAGGUGUCAGAUACAGCUCUAUGGAAAUACCAACGGAUUGCUCUACAAACAUACCGAAUAUUGAAAUAGAUGUUGGCAAUAUGGGUGAUGUUGCAGUAGACACUUCUUCUCAAGAUCUACAUAAGACAGAGAAUACAACUAAUCUCUCAAGGGUCAGCCUUCAGUGUAAACAUUCGCAAAUAUUCUCAGCACCAGAUAAGAAUUUUGUAUCUGAACAUGACAAUUUAAGUGUUCCUCUUCACCCCAGUGACAGCAGAGAAGAUGGAAGCCCUUUGCCAGCCAUUUGUCCAGAAGCUGAAACUCAGGUAUGUGAUGAUCUUACAAUCAAGACUAAAAAGAAUGAUAUUAAUGAAAGUAUUUUUAAUAAAGAUUUAUCUGCAAAAGCCCUUGAAAAUACUGAUGAGGUUCAAAAAGCUAGCAUCAAACCUCUUAAUGAUACCAUUGAGGCAGUUUUUAACAAAUGUAAUAUGGAAACAGCACAAACUUUCACUGAUCAAAGGAGUUAUCAUGAAGACAUUGAAAGUACUGAACAUGUGGCUACAUGCUCUUAUACAUUAGCAGAGGAACCACAACCUCCUGAACAGUCUUAUCUUCCUAGUAUAAGGGUAAAUGAAAAGGGCUCCAUGUCUUACCUUACAUGUGGAGCUGAACCAAGAACAAAAUCGCAGAGUGUAAUAGAGGAAGCAAAUGAGAAAAAUGUCAAAAAUGAUAUAGAGGAACUCACGCAAGUGACAAAAUUACAUCAUUCAGUUAUUGAUAACCACAAAGAUAUAUUGCAUAGCAUUACAACAGAUGGACCUGGAGAGAUAUUCAGUGAGAAAGCUCCAUUAGAUACCACACAACCUUCUAUGUCAAUUCACAAGCUCAUGGAAUGUACCAAUGCACACACUGUUAGCACAGAAAAAUCAGAGGAAAUAUCUCAUAAUCUGCAUCAUAAUAUACACAAGGAAGUACACCCUCAGGAGAAACAUCCUGAAAUGGCUUUUGAAGUAGUGCUUAACUUCUGUCCAGAGGGUGGAGAAGAAAUGAUCCAUAGUUCUCAGGAACACAGUGAUGCAGUGAAGGAAAGUAGAGGAACAGAAAUGUUACUAGAGCAGAAUGAAGCUGAUAUUAUCCAUACAGAUUCAGUGAACGCAACAUCCAAGGCCCAGGUUGGUUGCAUGAAGAAUUCAGAAUCUGCUCCACAGCAGCAUGCCCCCUCUGGAGAGGAAACUGAAUAUCCUUCAACAGAACCAAGUCAAAUAAGUUUCGAAAUAACAACUGCUGAACCUGAGAUAGUCAAUCCUUGUGAAGAAACAGGAGUACCUAUCCUCAGCACUUCUGGGACUUCUGAUGGGCAUGAAAUCAUUCCUGUACCCACACAAUUUCUUCCAAAAGGAAAAAGUAAGAACUGUGAACAUGCAAUGGAACCACAAAUGGUCAACAAUGAGCUGAUUUCUGAUCAUCUAAACCUUUUACCUGAAGAAGAGGAAAACAAAGUUUCUCAAGCUGCAAUGGAGAAGUUUGACUCAACUGCAAGCAAAGUAGAUGUUGUCCCUGAAAUAACAGACACAUUAGUUUCUGAUUCACUAACUGUUAAAAAGUCAGAUAUUCUUCCUGACAUGUCAGGUUUCUCAGUUAAGGAGACAGCAAUCCUAUCUGAUGAACCAUAUUUACUUUCAGAGCAGGCACAUAGUGUAUCUACCGCUAUAAGCCCUCCUUCUGAUGACUUGACAACUUUAUUGGAGCCUGAAAGUUCUGAGGAGACACAUGUUGCACAAGAUACAGUUCACAUAGAACUGGUCAAUGAAAAAUGUGGGCUGUGCCCAACGGAAACAGUCAUUUUACAGAAAAAAGAACAAACUGACCAAGUGGUAUUUCCCACAAACCAAGAAAAGGCAUCCACAGUCUCUGGACCACCAGGAAUUGACCACACAGAAGACAAGAUACAUUUUCCUAGUAAUACAGCUAUUGGAAGUGAUCUAUCAAAUUUUGGAGGUAUUUCUACAAGUGUUGCUCAACAAAAGUCACCUUCUUUUCCAUGUGAACCAGAACAUUCUUCUCCAGUCAUUAGAAGCCCAACAUUUCCAACAUCAGACUCUUAUAGCUUCACCCAGAAACUGCGUAGUGUCCUCCAUUCUGAUCGGCCAGUCACAAAAAAGUCUGUGAAACCUUCACCACCUGUGCCACUGAUGCUCCCAUCAAGUCCAACGAUGCCUCAAGGAGGAAUGAACAAUGAAAGGAGCUCUGAUUCUGAAGAAGCUUUUGAGACCCCAGAAUCAACAACCCCAGUAAAGUCCGUACCUCCCAUCCCUAUCCCUGUCCUUCCAGAGGUUCAAGAGCAGCAACCACAGCAACGUCAAGAAGAAGAGACUCCUUACCUUCCACCCAAGCCAGAAGAACCAGAUUUGGCUCCUAAUUUGGGAGGCACAGAAGCCAGUGACGUCACUGCACCUGAGAACUUCACGGAUUCUCCUUUUCGUCAACCAUCUAGAUCAUUUUCUGUGGUUUUUGAUGAAGAUAAACCUAUAGCAAGUAGUGGAACAUACAACUUAGAGUUAGCUGCUGUUGAGAGUCCAGAAGUCAGUCCUUCUUCCUCAAAAGACCCCAACAAAACUCGCCGAAAAUCCACAGACUCGGUUCCUCUUAACCGCAAUACCCUGUCUAGAUCUCUCAGCUUGCAAGCUGCUGACUUUCAACUUGAAGACUUGCCUAACAGUCAAGGAGGAUCUGGUAGUGCUUGUAGCACUCUGCGUAGGACAAAGAAGGCACGGCCAGCAUCACUGAAAAAGAAGGCUGGAAGUACAAAGAAACAAGAAGCUGUUACCAUCAAUGACUCUAAAGAUACGAGUAAAGAAUUAUCAGGAGAGUCACAGGAAGUAGAAGUGGAUAGAGAUUUGCAGGUGGAACUUGCUCCAUUCCCUCCUCAUGAACCUUCUGAAACAGAUGCCGAAUUGCCAGUAGGUGUUAAAGAGGAAAGUUCACCUCCCCAAGCCUCAGAUUUGUCCCAGACAGAUUCCCAGUUUAGUGAACUUACAAGUUCUCCUGCUCAGAUCAACCAAACACAAGCAACAGGAAGGUUGUCACCACCAAUACCUACUCAUCAAAAAUUCGAAGUGGCCCCCAGUGGCCCUGAAAUAUCAGAAAACAUUGCAGUGAUCGGGCAGUCAGUGAGGCUGGAGUUCGAUUACUCUGAAGAGUCGCACGAGGGUCAGCCUCCCUCAAGAAAAGGCAAGAAACCCGCAGGCAAAAUGCCAUUGCGGAAACCUAAGCCCAAAAAGACUGUUGAAAAGCCUGAUGCUCCUCCUGGAGCCCCUAGUCCUAUACCAAAUGAUCCUGAGGAUAUGCCCAUUGGCAAAGGAUCUUAUACCUACAAUAUGGAUCAGUGGGAUGAUCCAAAUUUUAACCCCUUCUCUUCCAGUGGGAAAACGCAUGACUCACCCCUAUCUGCGCAAGAAACUCUUCCUGAACUACCCAAUCCCACCGUUGAAAGAUCAGAGUCCCCUGCUAAAACACCAGCUUCUUUUGAAAUAAGUGCUGAGCAGAACGGAGAAAGCAUCAAGCCAUCCAAGAAGAAGAAGACUCCACUAAAAACUGACACUUUUAGGGUGAAGAAGUCACCAAAGAGAUCUCCAGUCACUGAAAAUGGCUCUGAGGAGCUCACAAUACUUUGCAAGUCAGACACCCCUCCCGUAAUAGCUUCAGAAGAACAUGCUACUGAUGAGGAAAAGCUGGCCUCUUCGGUCAGUAGCCAGAAAUGGUCUUGCAUGGCAGUGGACCUAGAACAAGAGAAACCGGACUACCCCCAGCCAUCCGACCUGACCAGCUUUGUCAGUGAGAGCCAGUUCCACAGUUCUCCAAGUGGUAUGUACGAUAUAGAUUACGGAAGCUCAUUCAGCAUAGAAUACAUGGAGAAGACAGGAAAAUGUUCUCCGAUCCGUGACAUGCCUCAGACUCAGUCCAUGUACCUCAUGUUUGAGGCAUCGGUGGAUAGCCAAGGAAAAACACCAGCCAAGUUUUCAGACUCCUGCACUCUAGAUACAGAGUCCAACUUUGAGGAAAUGGAUCCUAAACUGUGCUCAGUGCAGUUGCCCAUCUCAAGAUCUCCCCCUAUUAUGCAAGACAACAUACGCCAACCUGUGGAGAGGUCACGGCAAAGAGAAGAUGAGCCAGAAGUGCUUGGGAGUGGCAAGAUGGAGCUGGGCUCCCCUGAGGACGACUAUGUGGCAUCUGAGGCCUUACUAUCACGGAUUUCCCACCACACUGCACUCUGUGGCCAACUGAGCUACCUGGAACCAGAUUUAGCAGAGAAGAACCCACAAGCCUUUGCACAGAAACUACAGGAGGAAUUAGAGUUUGCAGCCAUGCGAAUUGAGGCUUUGACGUUAGCCAGGCACAUUUCCCAGUCCUCCCAGUGUACCGAGUCUGACGUCCUGGAUUCGGCUGAUAUUGGCCUUUCCCAUAAAUCACUGUACCCCCGUUCAGUGGCUAUGGAGACAGCUGUAGGUGGCCUGUUACAUACCUACAAGCAACCUGACCUUGACACAGCGCUGCAGCUUGCAAGAGAAGAGAUUGCUGCAAAAGAACAAGAGACCAUGGAGUGGAAGACGAAAUAUGAAGAGAGCCGCUGUGAAGUGGUGGAGAUGAGGAAAAUUGUUGCUGAAUAUGAGCAGACAAUUGCGCAGAUGAUCGAGGACGAUCAGAGAGAGAAGUCCGUUUCCCAUCACACAGUCCAGCAGCUGAUCUUAGAGAAGGAACAAGCACUUUCCGACCUCAAUUCAGUUGAGAAAUCCCUGGCUGAUCUCUUCCGUAGAUAUGAGAAAAUGAAGGAUGUGUUGGAAGGCUUCAGAAAGAAUGAGGAAGUCCUUAAGAAAUGCGCUCAAGAAUAUCUUGCACGAGUCAAGAAGGAGGAACAGCGGUACCAUGCUCUGAAGAUACAUGCAGAGGAGAAGCUAGACAGGGCUAAUUCAGAUAUUGCCCAAGUACGCAGCAAGUCCCAGCAGGAACAUGCAGCUUACCAAGCCAGCCUGAGGAAGGAACAACUCAGAGUAGAUGCCUUGGAGAGAACUUUAGAACAAAAGAAUAAAGAGAUAGAAGAACUCACCAAGAUCUGCGAUGAACUGAUUUCUAAGAUGGGAAAGAGUUAACCUGCUGCUUUUCCUGUGGGAUGUUUAGUUUCCUUGCAGAGUGCAAGUGGGAUGAUGUGGAAAAGUGAGGUCCAGUCUUUAAAUUUGUACCUGAAUGUGGAGAGGAGGCACGGAGGAGGCGCAGGAAGCAUAUGACGCAAGUAUCCCUCCUACAUGUUCUUCCUGUAUCAGGGAGGCAGAAAACUGGCCCUGAAUCUUCACGAACAUCAUCGAGUCUUAUAUGGCUUUCUUCCAAUGCAAAAACAGAGCUGUGUGCAUAGACUAUGGUCCUGCCGGGCAAGACUACAUCAUGUUUCAGACGUUUCAUACAAAAUUUCUGCGGGCACCCUCCUUUCUGGACUUUAUUUAAAAUGGUUGUAAGAAAAUAGCAAGUACACAGUCAUGAAGCCACAAUCGUAUGGUCAGUGUGCUGUAAAUAAAUCUGCAAUCUGUACACUGGAGAAGCAAUAUCAUCCUUACUACAUUGCUAUAAUGUCUUUGUUCUGUUUUUUUGCUUUAUAUCACAUGAGGAUGACUUGUCUAUUUAACAGUUGUACUAAUGGUGACAGCUUCGGUAUUUGCCAGAGGUGCAUACAUUGCGUGCCGCUGGCAAUAAAAUGGUUUACUCUAACUCUA